AUGAGCAAAAGUUUUGCAAUGAUGAAAUCCCCAACAAUUGAACCAGAAACCACCAACAAACCACCAGAAAAUCAUGCCUCAUAUCGAAUUGAUACCCAACCUUUCGUGAUAGGGGAUAAAUUGAAUGGAGAAAACUACCACCUAUGGGCGGUAUUAAUGAGGAAGGCAAUAAAUGGCCGGGGGAUGGAACCUCACAUUACCAGAGUUCCACCACCCCCGCCACGAACAGAUCCAACCUAUGCUCAAUGGCUGCAAGCCGACAACUGUGUGUUUACAUGGAUACCACAAAACAUCGAAUCCAGGCUGGUUAGCCGAGUAUCCCAGCAGCCGACGACCAGGUACGUGUGGGACGCACUGGCGGUCACAUAUGCAAGUGGAGGAGACAAGAUACAAAUUUAUGACAUGCACAUGAAGGCAAGUAUGGUGAAACAGGGGAACAACUCAUUAGAAGAAACGUGGAGUGUUCUACAAGAACUGUGGAUCUCAUUUGACAAAAAACGGACUAAUCCAAUGAAGUAUCCUGAGGACAUGGAGAUCCAUGAUCAAUUUAUACAAGAAUAG
Salvia splendens (bonfire salvia) is the source of this 561-nucleotide messenger RNA. RefSeq lists its product as uncharacterized. NCBI's taxonomy places the organism in Eukaryota, Viridiplantae, Streptophyta, Magnoliopsida, Lamiales, Lamiaceae. The record is from RefSeq and is a predicted model, not a curated record. The transcript has a single exon. Bases 1 to 561 code for a protein of 186 amino acids.